GCACCUUCCUCUGCCCUCAGGCUGGAUGGAUGUGUGCCUCCUGGUACAUCCGUGUAACCCUCCAGGAGCAGGCUUACGAACCUUCCAGCGAAAGAGGCUCGUCUGUCUCUCCUUGAGGGACCCAACGCACGCAGACAGGAAAGACCACACCACACCAGUGUACACCCACAUGCACACACAACCGCAUACGAGCCAAGAAACACGAAAAGACACGGGAGAUGACGUGGAAAAAUCCGGCCGACGUCAGAAAACACGCAGCAAUCACAUCACAUCACAUCACAUCACAUCAGGUGACCGGACACCGUGCAAGCCAGCGCCUCCCCGCUCGCGGCUGUUGCUGUUUCUCCCUCAAAUCAGGCCCCCUGUGACUUUGCCGGUGCGAGAGGCGUCAGCUGGUAGAAGCGCCAGAAGCCGUUGUGGUGCACCUCCUCCACAUCGUAGCCCGCCGAUUUGGCGAUGGCGCGGAGCGUACUCGGCUGCGCACGGUCGUACACACCACACAGGUAUAGAAAGUGGUGGAGGGGUGGGUGUGCUGGGGAUUUGGUGGGGUGGGGGACGAUUACCCUGAUGGCUGUGCCGAUGGCAGCGGAUGAGUGCCAGCACUUGGAAGCGGGCAGGCAGUGCAGCACACUGAAGCCGUAGUUCAGUCGACCCAAGAAAUUGUUGGGCUCAUCCGACGGCGAACCGAUCUAACACACAGACACAAGACACAUGGAUGGAUGGAUGGAUGGAUGGAUGGGCCCACUGGCUCACUGACCUUGGUAGGGUCUUUGGGUAGCAUUUCUUCCUCAGUGUCCGGGACGCCCUCGUCAGCGACAAACACGAUACCGUCGUCGUGCAGCAGCGGGAGCAGGGACUUGAGCACCGUCUCCGGAUUGUGCAUGUCGUGCAGCGACUCGCAGAUCAUUAUCAAAUCGUAGUCGCCGUCGGACACCUCGUGGGCGUACUUGUGGUGGAGCGCUAUGCGGUCACUGACGCCCUCCGCCUCGAUAUUCUGACGCGCCAAUUCAAGCGACUUCCUGGCACGCACAAUACGAUCGACCACUGGUUGUUCGUGCGUGUCGGUUGUGUGUCCCGCCCUCCCUCCCUCCCUCUCUCACUCGUCUAGGUCUACGGCAUCGAUGACGUUUGUGAGAUGGGGCAGCCCCUUGGCCAGCGUGAUGGUGCUCCACGCCUCCCCACACGCUGCCACACACACAGAGGGAGAGAGAGAGAGAGGGGGGGGGGGAGAGAGGGCAUCUUGCAUGAGAAUGGUGGGGUGUGCUGUGUGGAUAGCGAGCACUCACUCACUCACUCACCGACGUCGAGGAUCUUCGCCCCGGGUGUCUGCAGCUUGUCCCACACCUUCGUCUUUGGCAGCCACUCCUGCAGCAUCUCGUGCUUGUACAACGGCCGAUUGCCCUCACUGAUGCCCUCCAACAGGUCCGGCCCGUAGUCAUGGUAGGGCAUGCCGCCACCCGUCCUGCACGCUCACACACACACAGAUGGACGUGCAGCGGACGGCAACACCACUCUCUCUCUCUCUCUCACCGAAAGGCCUCCUGCAGUGCGCCGAGUAUCGGUGUGAUGGACGGCAGGAAGCACGUGAAGGCGGCGCAGUAGUUGGGAUGCUCCCUGUCACAGAGGGCCGACGCGUGGCCCGCCGGCAGGAUGAAGGCCGCCUCAUCGUUUGGCGCCUUGAUCAGGUACCCCUGCACGGCACACGACUUGAGGAACUCGACGAUGUACCUCUCAGACAGCUGCAUCUUCGUCGCCAACGCACUGGCUGCACAGAGAGACAAACACGCGCAGCAUCGCCAUCGCCAUGCACUCAUGAGUGUGUGUAAUUCAUGAGUUGGCUGACCUGUGACGGGCGUUUCGGUGCCGAACGAUCUCAUGGCGUCGAAGAUCUUGAGGCGGUGGCCCAGAUACAGCUGCAGCACUCCCAUCGACGCUGCGCACAAGAGGAAACACACACGCGCGCAGUGUCCCGUGAGCCUUUUCACGUUCCCUACUUGCGAGAUCAUUGAUGAGACGCUCCUGAAAGCCCGCCGCAUCCAUGAUGUCGACGAAAGAGGGACAACGCCGAUCUGGC
Vitrella brassicaformis is the source of this 2074-nucleotide messenger RNA. The record is from the annotation of a GenBank genome assembly. NCBI's taxonomy places the organism in Eukaryota, Vitrellaceae.